AUGGCUCGGAAGGGGCUUGCGACGAUGCUGCUGGGGAUGGCGACAUGGAUGGCUGCUUCAUCCAGCUCGUAUCAUGGCAGACAUGGAAUGUCGUCGUUUAUCCCCUCCUCGCCCCUCCCUCACGAUGCCUGGACUGACUUCCUGCCUCCUGGCUCCACCCUCAUCCCUUGCGUCCCAUUCUUUCGCGGGUUGUCGGAGGGUCGGAGUGGCCGGCAUCGCGAUGAAAGGAAAGCUCACAGACUGGCUGCUGCUCUUCGUCUCAACUCUUUCUCAAGAGUUCACAACAGCUCUCCCCUCGUCAAACGCUCUGAGGCUGUCCGCUCCUCCACGAGGACUGGCCCGACCCACUCGAUGUACCUGAAGAGGAACGACCGAGAUGCUCUCGGCGAGGAGGUUCAAUCUAUCAAUGUCAUCGAGAGCGAUAUCAGUGCUGAUCUCACUGCAACGGAACCCGAUGUGUCGUCCUCGCAGAAAAACUCAGGAAAGGUUCUCUUCAACGACGUCAUAGUUGCCUACAUGUUCAUGAUGACUCAGAAAUUCAAGCAACCAACUCCCUUGCAGCGAGUGUACAUAGACGCGGUUCGACUGCUCAUGCUAAACAAGACAAGCCACGUCACCCUCUCCAGCCAUAUUCUACCAGCCAUCGACCAUGAGCUGCUGGUGUCGUCGAAUGUUACAGACCUGUCCAUGAGCUUUCCCCUCCUCCAGCGUCAGCCAGCAACGGCAGCCUUCGCUGUCGCAGUGCCUGCAGCCCUUGCGGUCGGCGGGCUCAUGGACCUGGGUCUUGCCGACGCCAUCAUGACCAUCGGCAUGUCCGGCGCUGCCAUCGGAGUCGGGAUGGAGCUGUUCACCAAGUCUGCUGGGGUCUUCCUAGGCACGUCGGAUCCUCAGCCAGCACAAGCUGGGAUAGAGCCGGUGAACAGCACCAAAUCGUGA
Molecule: messenger RNA, 936 nt
Organism: Guillardia theta CCMP2712
Lineage: Eukaryota; Cryptophyceae; Pyrenomonadales; Geminigeraceae
Exons: 4
Coding region: 1-936 (311 amino acids)
Source: RefSeq, a predicted model, not a curated record